CGGUGUUAACGUGACUGCGGUUCAGAAGUUCAGCGGAGAGAGCGUCGAGAGUGCACACCCCUCUUUGCAGCAGGGGGGAGGGGGAAGGGCGAGAGGGAGGGGCAAGUGAGCAAAAAAAAAAAAAAAAAAAGUGUGGACCCAGAAGUGAAAUGUGAUCGCGCGCCAGGAGAAGCCCAGAGGAACCAGCGACCUUGAGCAGCCCAUUCAGGGCGAAGUCAUGGUGGGCUGCUGAGCGGGAGGCGGGCGCGGGGCGGCGGCGAGAGGAAGCGCGCCCAUGGAGAACCCGGUGGCCCCCUGCGUCCUCUACCCAGGGGACGACCACGGCCGCGGGGCUGAGCCCGGGGACGGCUUUGCGCAUGGAGCGUGCGGCCAGCCCGGGGACCGGAGCGGCGCUGCCGAGGCUCCGGGAGAGGGCAGCCUGCAGCCGCCGGACGCGGCCGGGGGGGAGGGCGCCGCGUCCCCGGCGCAGACACCCUGCAGUCUCAGCGCGUCCCUGUGCUUCAGCUCCGGGGACGAGUCCCCGCCGCAGUCUCGCGCCUCCGCGGCGGAGGGCGCAGCGACCUCCCCGCCCUCGUGUCGCAGCGGCCAGCGGGUGGUGGAGACGCAGUGGGAAGUCGGCAGCGCGGGCGCCGGGUCCCCGGCGGAGCGCGCGUCGCCGGAAGAGCCCGCGUCCCUGGAAGAGCGCAGAUACCCCGAGGAGCCCGCGUCCCCGGAAGAGUCCGUGUCCCUGGAGGAGCCCGCGUCCCCCGAGGAGCGCGCGUCCCCGGAAGACCCCGCGCCCCCCGAGGAGCCCGGGGACCCCGCGCCUCUGCCUCCCGGCGUCGGGCCCGAGCACGGGGAGCCCGACCUGGUCAUCGAGGUGUCGGGCCGCCGGCUGCGGGCGCACAAGGCGGUGCUGGCGGCGCGCAGCGACUACUUCCGCGCGCGCGCGUCGCGGGACGUGCUGCGGGUGCAGGGCGUGGGUUGGGCGGCGCUGCGGCUGCUGCUGGCCUACGCGUACAGCGGGCGCAUGGCGGGCGUGCGGCCCGAAAACGUGGCCGAGGUGGUGGCCGGCGCGCGCCGCCUGCAGCUGCCCUGCGCCGCGCAGCGCGCCACCGACGCCGUGGCGCCGCAGCUGAGCCUGGCCAACUGCUACGAGGUGCUGAGCGCGGCCAAGCGGCAGCGGCUGGCCGAGCUGCGCGACGCCGCCUACCGCUUCAUGAGUGACCACUACCUGGAGGUGCUGCGCGAGCCCGCCGUCUUCGGGCGCCUGUCGGGCGCCGAGCGCGACCUGCUGCUGCGCCGCCGCCUGCGCGCCGGCCGCGCCCGCCUGCUGGCCGCCGCCCUGGGGCCGGCCGGGGAGCGCGCGGGCAGCCGGCCGCAGAGCCCGUCGGGGGAGGCGGAGGCCCGCGGCGAGGCCGCCGUCUACUGCCUCCACGAGGCGGCCGGCGAGUGGCGCGAGCUGACGCGGCUGCCCGAGGGCGCACCGGCACGGGGCUGCGGCCUGUGUGUCCUCUACAACUACCUCUUCGUGGCCGGAGGCGUGGGGCCCCCGGGGCCCGACGGCCGCGCGCGCCCAUCCGACCAGGUCUUCUGCUACAACCCGGCCACCGACCGCUGGAGCACCGUGCGGCCGCUGCGCCAGGCGCGCUCGCAGCUGCAGCUGCUGGCCCUGGACGGCCACCUGUACGCCGUGGGCGGCGAGUGCCUGCUCAGCGUGGAGCGCUAUGACCCGCGCGCCGACCGCUGGGCCGCCGUGGCCCCGCUGCCCCGGGGCGCCUUCGCCGUGGCGCACGAGGCCACCACCUGCAACGGCGAGAUCUACGUGUCCGGGGGCUCGCUCUUCUACCGCCUGCUCAAGUACGACCCGCGGCGCGACGAGUGGCAGGAGUGCCCGUGCAGCAGCAGCCGCGAGCGCUCGGCCGACAUGGUGGCCCUGGACGGCUUCAUCUACCGCUUCGACCUCUGCGGGGCCCGCGGCGACGCGCAGGCGGCGGCCGGGCCCGGAGGGGUCAGCGUGCUCCGCUACCACUGCCUGGCCAAGCAGUGGAGCCGCUGCGCCUCGCACCUGCGGCCCCCGGGCGCGCCGUCCGGCCUGCAGCCCUUCCGCUGCGCCGCCCUGGACGGCACCAUCUACUGCGUGGGCCGCGCCGGCACCUGGCGCUUCGUGCCCCCGCAGGACGGCGAGCCCGGCGCGGACGCGGGCGCCGGCGGCAGCUUCGAGCCCGAGUCCCUGCGAGCCCCUUGGGACGCCCGGGGCGUGCUCUUCCCUUUCGUCCUCAACUUGCCGGAGAAGCCGGACAGAGGCGAGGAGGGUGCCGCGUAGGGCGGGCCCAGGCCACCUGGGCGUCUCCUUGGGCAGCCCUGGGACGAGGAGCUUCCCUUGGGCUGAGGUCCCAGCUGGGAAGGGGCGAAGGGAGCGGAGGAAGGGAGGGGAGGUGGGCGAGUGGGCCGCUGGCCGCGAGGAUGGGUUAAACGCUUUGAAGGUAGAAGCCUGUCUUGGGGCCUUGAAGACUUUCUGCCAUGCUGUGCUAAGGUCGGCUUCCCUAUUCUGCAUUCCUUUCUGCUUCGCUUUGCUUAAUGGGGUCGGUGGCGUGAGAUGUAGGAUGUGCUCAAAUAGAUAACUUUACAGAUAAGACACAGGAUAUCUGAGGGAGAAGGCGAUGGAAUCAAAAGAUUAAGCUUCAAGGAACAGUGGGUGGGGCCCGGAGUGAACCGCGGUGCGCCCAGGAUGUAUUGAGGGUGUACCCAGGGUUUACCUGGGCGUGCUCAGGUGUACCUGGCGUGCACGAACGCCGGGAGUGGAGUGGAGAGGAGCCCAGACUUGAACUCUGGCAGCUUGCUGCGUGAUGAGAAGGCCCGGGGACAGCUCGGGCCACCAAGCCAGAGUGGGGACCCUAAAGUAGGCCGAUGUGAACUCUACUGGUGGGACCACUGAAAGAAGGCCACACUUUUUUGGCUUGAAGUUUAGAAUUAUAACUAACAAGUGAAGCUCUUAAAACCUUUCUAACUUAGUUUGAAAGUUCACGCCACCACGUGUUCAGGGUUUGGUUGGCUCAACUCCAAACUCAAUAAGCAUUAAAGACAAAAUCUUUGAUUACCAAUAUGAUCUCCCGUCCAGUAGCGUGGGAGGUAUUUCCUCUGUGGUGCCAUAGAUACCAUGAAUGGGGGAGCGCACACCCCCCAGCCCCCUCUGGAGCAGUUCCAUCUCACUGUGUAACUGAGAUGGGUGUUUAACAUUUUUCAAGUUAAAGGAUGUUAAUAAUUAUAUUCAAUGAUAUAGUAAUGAUUGACUAUUUGAAUUUUAAGUCUUUGGUGACUAAAUGUUUACCAAAGAACAUGUCACGAAUUGGAAAGCCGACCCGCAAGGGAGCUUGUCUAUUGUAAAAGGAACCUUUGAUAGCCGCUGUAUCUGCUCAGCCAUGUCCACAUUUUAUAAUGGGUUGAAAGAGAGUAUUAUUCUAAAAAAAAAAAAAAGAAGGUUAAAAUCACUUUUUCUGACAGUUCUAAAGACAAACAUGCAGGCCCAUUUUGAACCCAUGACUUAUGAUGUUUUAAAUAUGUAUUAUGUAAUUCCAGUGAGGAAAAUUAAUUUUUACAAGCAUCAUUCUAAGAAAAUGUGGCAGAGUGACAAUGAGCAUAUUGACAUAAGGGGAAAUAACAUAUAUUUAUAAUGUAGUUUAGCAAGUAAAAUACAUUUUUCCAAUUGUGAAUUCCAAAAUGCUCUGAUAGAAUUAACAUGAAACUCAUGACUUUGACAGGACGCAAGGAUUAAAAA
This is a messenger RNA of Equus caballus (horse), 3757 nucleotides long. NCBI's taxonomy places the organism in Eukaryota, Metazoa, Chordata, Mammalia, Perissodactyla, Equidae. The record is from RefSeq and is a predicted model, not a curated record.